Messenger RNA from Fonsecaea multimorphosa CBS 102226, 966 nucleotides. RefSeq lists its product as uncharacterized. The transcript is spliced from 2 exons. The record is from RefSeq and is a predicted model, not a curated record. NCBI's taxonomy places the organism in Eukaryota, Fungi, Ascomycota, Eurotiomycetes, Chaetothyriales, Herpotrichiellaceae. The coding region runs from base 1 to 966 and encodes 321 amino acids. Gene Ontology annotation, biological process: inositol catabolic process. Gene Ontology annotation, molecular function: iron ion binding; inositol oxygenase activity. Gene Ontology annotation, cellular component: cytoplasm.
AUGCCUGCCGUUCUUCUUGACCGGGCUUCCCACCCUCCUUCCUUCCGCAACGACCGAGACGGUCUCGCCUUUGAAGCCCUUUGCGACGAGAUUGAGCAGGCUGACAUUGUGGCCGAUCAAGCCGUCAAAAAGCAACAGCAGCAAGCAGAAGAGGACGAGGGCUCCAAAUUUGACGCCGACAAAGACAAGACACAGUUCCGCCAAUAUGAAACUGCUUGUGACCGGGUCAAGAACUUUUACCUGGAGCAGCACACCAAGCAGACAGUAGCAUACAACCUCAAGGCUCGACACAACUUCCACUCCAAGACCCGCGCCGAGAUGUCCAUUUGGGAGGCCAUGGAGCGCCUCAACACCCUCAUCGAUGAAUCUGAUCCCGACACCGAACUUGGACAGAUCGAACAUCUCCUCCAAUCUGCCGAAGCCAUGCGCCGUGAUGGGCGACCUCGCUGGAUGCAACUCACGGGUCUAAUCCACGACCUGGGCAAGCUCUUGUUCUUCUUCGAUGCUCAGGGGCAAUGGGACGUUGUUGGUGACACCUUCCCUGUUGGCUGUGCAUUUGACGACCGCAUCAUUUACGGUACCAAGUCCUUCAGCGCCAACCCAGAUUUCGACAAUCCGAUCUACAGCACCAAAGAAGGCAUUUACUCACCCGGCUGCGGGCUUGACAACGUCAUGCUCUCUUGGGGUCACGACGAGUAUCUAUACCAUGUCGUCAAAGAUCAAUCAACUCUCCCCGAUGAGGCGUUGGCAAUGAUCCGGUAUCACAGCUUCUACCCAUGGCAUCAAAAAGGCGCUUACAGAGAGUUCAUGAAUGAGAAGGACCAUGAGAUGCUCAAGGCUGUCAAGAGAUUCAACCCCUACGAUCUUUACAGCAAGAGUGAUGAGCGACCCAGUGUUGAGAAAUUGAAGCCGUACUAUCUGGAGUUGAUCGACGAAUUCUUCCCAAAGAAGGUCAUUAAGUGGUAG